GAUUGCCCUGCAAAACUCCUUCCUCUUCUUCCUCAUCUCUUUCGAAAGCCUUUAUUUCAGAUUCAUCCUACUUCUUAAAGAACAAGAGAACAGCUUCUCGCCAUGUCUCAGCCCAGUCCCAGUCCGGUUCCGCCGCCAACGGAAAAGACCUUCACCUCCUACAACCAAGACCAAGGCAAAGCCUACGCCCAGAUCCGGCGCGACUACCACCCCAAGGUCUACCGAGCCAUUAUAGACCACCACACCCUCACAGGCGGCCAACUCGACACCCUCGUCGAUGUCGGCUGCGGUCCCGGCAUGGCCGCCCUAGCCCUGGCUCCGCACUUCGCCCACGCCAUCGGCCUCGACCCCUCGGAGGGUAUGCUCGCCACAGCGCGCUCCCUCUCCGGCACCACGGUGACAUCCACCUCCGCCCCCGUCCGCUUCGAGCUCUCCUCGGCCGAAUCCCUCGGCCAGAACCUCAACCCGCCCAUACCCGACUCCAGCGUCGACCUCAUCACGGCCGCCAACGCCGCCCACUGGUUCGACAUAUCCCUCUUCUGGCGUGCCGCGGCCCGCGUCCUCAAACCCGGCGGCAGCGUCGCGCUGUGGACGUCUGGCCACAUCCGCGCGCACCCGUCCAUGCCCAACGCCGCCGCCAUCCAGGCCGCGCUGGACCAGUGCGAGGAGCGGUACCUGAAGCCGUUCUACGAGCCGGGCAACCUGCUCACCCGGAGCCGGUACGCCGACCUCGCGCUUCCGUGGACGCUGGAGGAGCCCGUGCCGGAGUUCGACGAAGGGGCCUUCUUCCGGAAGGAUUGGGACGUCGGGGAGGACUUCUACGUGGGCUCGAUGGAGGGUGGGUUGGAUGUUUUUGAGAAGGCCAUGGCCACCGGGAGUGCCUAUACGCGGUGGAGCCAGGCGCACCCGGAGGACGUCGGGACCGAGCGUGACGUGCUGAAUAUGGUUCGCAGGGAGAUUGAGAGGCUGUUGCAUGAAGUGGGUGUGGAGAAGGGGAAGGAGACGAUGAAGGGGGCGGUGCAGGGGACGUUGUUGGUUGCGAAGAAGAAGAAGGUGUGAUUGGAAGAAUGGCACCCUCGUAAUGUCUUCGAAUGAGUCAUUGCUUGGGUUCACCACUUAUGCCUCUUUUCCUAACGCUAUACCGCCUACGUUGUCUGACUCCUUUUCACUCUCAAACAUAGGUGGAGGAAACUCUCUCGCGUGUUUCUCUGGGGCUGGCCAAG
Phialemonium atrogriseum is the source of this 1223-nucleotide messenger RNA. Its product is annotated as S-adenosyl-L-methionine-dependent methyltransferase. The record is from RefSeq and is a predicted model, not a curated record. The coding region runs from base 103 to 1059 and encodes 318 amino acids. Lineage: Eukaryota; Fungi; Ascomycota; Sordariomycetes; Cephalothecales; Cephalothecaceae. Gene Ontology annotation, molecular function: S-adenosylmethionine-dependent methyltransferase activity. The transcript has a single exon.